GGUUACAAAACUCACGUGCUACAGUCUUAAUACGGUACGUGUCCAAGAAUUUGAUACCCACGAAUCGCAUCAAAAAGCAUCACAUCAAACAUAACUAAACAAUAGCGACAGCAGCACCUACACCAAGACAGGUUUCAUCAAAGUAGUAGUAGUAGUAUCACACAGUAGUAGCUACGUGAAUCGAAUUCCAAUGUCGGAGCCACUACAGCAUAGCCAAGGAAGCUGUAUCAAUAUCAACAGAGUGGUCUUCGUUGAUGAUAUCGAGAUGGGCAGCAACUCGAAUUUCGCUUCCAGCGAGAACACAACGACCGGAGACGAAGUAAUGGUGGAAGGUAUGGCAAACUCGAASGAGUUCUCCAUCGUGGGACCACUUCCCGACGAGAAUGAGAGAAACCAAGCGUCGUCUUCCGAAUACAGCCACGACAACAGCAGCAGGAACCAGAACCAGAGCACUUCCUUUCUAAAGAACCGAAAGGGCAAGGCUCUGCGCCGCGGCUCCGGCGCCACUCAGAGUACCUCCGGAAACAACAGCGGCCUCACCGGGAGCGUCUCGCUCCGAUCCCGGUCCUCCCACUCCACGGGGGGAUCCAGUGGCAGCGGCAGCGUGUACUCGCCCCAUUUCAAAGCGACCCCGCGGCCCAUUUGGUACGGUCGGUGGCUCUUUUUUACGCUGCUGUGCCUGGUAGCGGUAGCCCUCGGAUACCUCACCUACAGCUCUCUGUCGAACAACGAAACAAACUUGGCGGAUUGCGUUUUUGUGAAGGUUGCAGAGAACGCGAUCGAAGUCAUCAGCAGCAACCAGAAGAAGAAGAAGCUCGGAAUGGACACCAUGGCCAGCGUGAUCGGUGAGUACUUCUAAGGAAUCCAUUGGUUUGGAUACAAGUUUUAACGAUACAAUACAUAUGGCACGAGCCCGUGAUUCUUCGCACACUCAAAGCCCGAUACUCAUCGUUUUUUCUUUUCUCUCCUCCGUUCCGCAAACCCUGAUUCUUUAUUUCYGCACAGGAUCUACGGGAUAUGAUAGAGGCCAGUGGCCCUACGUCGCUCAGGACGACUACGAAGCAAUCGCCAUGAACGUUAUCGAUACAAGCAGGGGUUGCAACAUUGCCUACGGUCCCAUCCUGACCCCAGUCCAGGUUCCUUCCUUUGAGUUCUUCGCGGCGGACUGGUACCAGAAGUCUCGGGUGCCCGGUCCCUUUCCCAACGGUACGGGGAUCAAAACCAACGACCAGGUCGGGGUGUGGGCGAUGGACAACGGCACGGCMUUUCACGAUACCACCGGGGAAACCAUCGCCUGGGAUUCCGAGCGGCRCAUUGUCGUUCCCAUGUUCCAGCACCCUUCGGGGGCAUCRAAAAAGCUGAUGUUCAACAUGCACUCCUCCCCUCUAUUGGGAAGCACGAUAGAGAAGAUGAUGACCUGUGCGGAAGAGACAAAGGAGCUGAUUCUCGAGCACGAAAUCACGUACGCCAACCUUCCCGAUCCGCAAGACGGCGAGGAAGYGACAGAAGUUCCUCCCGUUCCUUCCCUUAAAGAUUGCACCAUGGUCACCGACAUUGCCCAAAACAAGACCAGUACCAUCCAGAAAGAACCGAUGGGACCCGGUGCCAACAUGUUGCAGCCAAUCUUUCCCGCAACAAAUACGACAGAGGUGAGUCCAUAACGGAAUGGUGUAGCUYAAUUGGUUUGUCAACAAGAUUUAUGCGCGUCUUCCACAAUGGAUUGGAAGGCAGCUAGCAUUGCAACGAAAGCAUCGGUUGCGCUCCUUUUCAUUUCUCACGGAACUCUUCUCUCUCUUUCUUGCAAUCUCUGACUCUCUUUGUCUUAUCGUUCCUACAACGUGCAGAUGGUUGGAGUGUUGGUUACGUCGAUUGUAUGGACUGAAACGAUGAUGGACGUAUUUUCUGCCAAUGUUGAUGGAGUUUAUGUCGUCGUUUCGACUCCUUCCGAAAGCGUGACCUUUACGGUCAACAAAGGAAAGGUAGAGUUCUUCGGAACCGGCGACUUGCACGACCCAAACUACGAUCACAUGAAGCAAGAAGGRAACAUUACUAUUCCUGGUCUUUUCGCCCCUCAGUCCGUUCCUUACACAAUCGCUCUCUAUCCGAGCGACACAGUAUACGACAUGUACUCUACAAAGAACCCAUACUACGCUACCAUCGGCGCCAUAUGUGUCAUGUUUUUCACAGUCAUCAUGUUCACGGCCUACGAUUGCAUGGUUCGAAGAGAAUUCAGCGCCAAGGCCGAACUCCUCAAGGCCAAGCGCCACUUYAUGCGCUAUGUGAGCCACGAGGUCAGAACGCCGCUGAACUCGGUGUGCAUGGGCCUGAAUCUCAUGCAAGAAGAGAUYCAAUCAAAACUCAGCUCUGCCGGUGCAGACGGCAGYMAGACCGCCUCGAUCACCAUCGACGAAGCCACUGCCUGGCUAGAUCUGAGCCGCGACGUUCACGUUAGCGCUCGAUCGGCCACGAAUGUCCUAAACGAUUUUCUGAACUACGACAAGAUCGAAUCGAGGCAGCUCACCCUGGAAUUGUCCGUGAUUCCGAUUCAAUCACUCAUUAGCGAAAUCUCCAAGGAAUUUGUCUUGCCCGCACAAGACAAAGCCAUUCAAUUCACGCUCACCCAAGAAAAARUUGACGCGACCGGAGUCGCUUGCACAAACAGUAGCAAUAACAACAGCAAUAUCAAGAGCAUCAAGAAAGUGGAAGUAGACCACACUGAUGAAAUCCAAUCGGAGCUACUAGAAGACCAGGUGGUUGUUGGUGAUAAGGCGCGUCUUUCCCAAGUGAUACGAAACGUGAUUUCAAAUGCUAUCAAGUUCACCCCCAGUAAGGGCUCGAUCACGGUCAAGUCCAAGUGGAUAGUCGCAACUGUUGGUGAGUCUACCAGCAUCAAUUUGCAGGACGGACAAACCGARGAUCUCCACCAGACCGGAUGGAUCCAACUCGAAGUGACGGACACCGGUCCAGGGAUGACCGAGGAACAACUAGCAACGGUAUUUGAAAGCGGCGUUCAAUUCAACGUUAACAAGAACCAAAAGGGAGGGGGAAGUGGUCUCGGACUUUUCAUUGCCAAGGGUAUUGUCGAUCAGCUCAAUGGAACACUUACGGUCCAUUCUGAUGGUCUGGGCAAAGGGUCGUCUUUCGUUUGCAAGCUCCCCCUCUUUUGCAAGCCCAAAGAACAAAAUCUGUGCAAUGUUCCCAUUGUUCAUCGGGACCAGUCCAUUACGGAACGGGUCUCGUCCAGCUGGCUGGACGAACAACACGAGCACGAUCAUUCCUACCGCAUACUGGUGGUUGACGAUGCUCCCAUGAACCGCAAGCUCCUGACCCGCCUCUUGAUGAAGCGUGGGCAUGUCGUCGAAAUGGCCGAGGACGGUCUAGAGGCUCUAGAAAAGGUCACGGCAGAAAUGAAGGUAGGAAARCGAUACGACACGAUUCUGAUGGAUUWUCAGAUGCCCGUAAUGGACGGUCCGACUUCGACGCAACGAAUCCGUAUGGAGGGGUGCGAUUCCUUCAUUGUGGGCAUCACYGGAAACGUCCUUCCUCAAGACAUCGAGCACUUCAAGGCCUGCGGUGCAGACGGUGUCCUYGGAAAGCCCUUCCAGGUGGAGGAACUCGAGUCCAUGUGGAUCGAGUACGGGGUUACGUCCGACGAGUAGUCAUGUUGGUCCACUAAUUUCUAGCCGUUGUUUGAACGGAAGUUUCRCAUCUGUACAGUUUUGUUGGGGUUGUUCAUGCCUUAUUGAUUGUAUACUACUAUCUUCURCAUACUACUUUCUACUUMAUUCCUUGGAUCUGUUAGUUCUGAAGAAYUAUAAUUGAURCUUUUGUCCUAUUACAGCUAUCAAYUUUUUACUAUAAAUGUACUCRUAAUCU
Molecule: messenger RNA, 3876 nt
Organism: Pseudo-nitzschia multistriata
Lineage: Eukaryota; Bacillariophyta; Bacillariophyceae; Bacillariales; Bacillariaceae
Source: the annotation of a GenBank genome assembly